Metarhizium acridum CQMa 102 is the source of this 1656-nucleotide messenger RNA. The record is from RefSeq and is a predicted model, not a curated record. Lineage: Eukaryota; Fungi; Ascomycota; Sordariomycetes; Hypocreales; Clavicipitaceae.
AUGAUCACAGGAUACCCCAAAAGUAGCACCACCAUUUUCACGUCAAACUUCCUCGAUGGCCUUGAGCACCCUCAAGUCAUCGUUGCCAACCUACUACUUAGAAUAGGACUUACCUUUGGAGUUACGAUAGCCUGCCCAACCGCCAUUUCUCUUCAAUCGAGUCGCCUAAUUGACAGCCCGAAUCUCUUCGAUGAGGAAUCCAAGCAUAUGUUGGUUCUCACCCUCGCCUGGGCCUAUGUACUAUCUGCACGAUGGACGGAGAUCAUUCCCGGGGCAUCAACUAUGUCAUAUACCGAAAGCGUGGCUACGCGCGACAGCCGUGACAACGCCCGCAACGGCGACGGCGAUUUAAUCGUGGACCUUGGUGACAUUACAUAUGAAGCAGCGCGGUGGUGGGCGGCCAUUCUUGCUCCCGAAGAAGGCUGGGGCGCUUGCAAUUUUCACAACGGCAGGGUCUUAAAGUCGCCGUGGUCUGUAAAACUGGAGUCUUGCAGGACGUUGGCUCUACGUUAUAACGCCGUACCCUCGCCUCUGGAAUGGCAUUCUUCGGCAUCUUUCUCCACUGCAAUGGCUUACGUCCUUGACUACGCAAUCUACCACGGACUUCAGAACCAAAGUCGAGCGGCAUUUGCUGCCGCACUCCUGCUGCCGACACGCCACCGCAUUUCGAAGCAGGUUCGCUGGCCCCGUAUGCAUCUUCCCCGCAUGCAACGGUCGAAACCUUCCGUGGAACAGUACCUUCCGCCGUGGGGGAGCAACAGCUGUCAGUUGGAUAGAUUGCUCGCCCUUAGCUGCAAUACUACAGGAAUCAUCUCGCUCUUGUGCAGCACGUUUAUUGAACCGGACAUCCCGUGCAAUGUCUGUGGCGCUUGGAUUCAAGGCGCUUUUGCAAUUCUUGACACACAAGUCGCCAAAGAGCCGCAUAUUCUGGCGCAAAUGCUUAUGUGCCGGGCUCCCAACUUGAAUUUUCUGUGGUUAGGGGGCAUACUUAUGAACGUCCAGCACUACAUCAUGAAAUGGGCUCGCCCUGUUGCGUUUCAGAUUGAUCUACAUUCUGCGGCCUGGACAAACAGCUAUGUUUCUUUCAUCCAGAAACCUGUGUCGCGCACUGCUUCAAAUGCGACAACGGUGCAGCGGUCGGACGAGGCUCGAUUAAUGUUCCUAUCGCAGGCUGACCAUCACAGCAAUCCCCCUCUCGUCCCGUUCACGCCAUUUGGCUCCAUUGCCCUUAAAGACUGCAUUCUCGAGGUGCAAAUGCACGUCUCCUGCCCCGGCUAUCACGGCUUAAGAUAUGCCGGUUGGGCAUGGAACUGCAGGAACAACACUAAGAUUGCCCAAGACCCAAUUGAAAGCUCUUUUACACCCAGCUCGAAGGUAGAUAAUGCUGUUGCUGGCCAUACUACCAUUCACUAUGACAACCUUGACCGUGACAAGGACUGUUCAGAGUCUAUGACGCGAAACAUGUUUAAGUGGCUUCGCGAAGCGGACGGGUUUCCCGUCGCUGAACGAGCUAUCAGAGAGCAUGAAUGGAUUAACGGGGGGUGGAGCUCGGAGGAAGAAAGUGUCGCACCAGAGGGUGAUGGAAAAUCGACCACAGACCAACAAGUUGGUCCAUGGAUCUGCCGGGGAAUAACGACUAGAUGUAACACAAUUUGA